CUCAUGAUGAUAAUAUAUAGUUUGCCGGACAAACUUGACAAGUGUAAACUACAACAUGGUUGUCUCACAUAUUCCCCUUUACAUUAGGUAUAAUAUAAACUCAUUUGCAUAUUGGUAAUCUUGGAGGUGACUGAGACACAAACAAAAUGGACCAGGGUUGUUAGAGCAUUUCUAAGUUUAUUGAAGUUUCAGCUGAAAGGGUGAUUUUGAAUAUGUAUUUGGUGGAGAGUAAAGCAGGGGCUAUAACUUGUAUGCUAUUUUCUCUGUUAUUUUUGGGGACAUGGCCUGCUUUGCUUACUUUACUUGAAAGACGAGGUCGUCUUCCUCAACAUACUUAUCUUGACUAUACAAUCACCAAUCUUUUCGCUGCUACGCUCAUUGCUUUUACUGUUGGUGAGAUUGGGAGGAGUUCAAUGGAACAGCCAAAUUUUUUCACUCAACUUUCUCAGGUGCAGGACAAUUGGCCUAGCGUCUGGUUUGCGAUUGCUGGAGGUGUGGUCCUCAGUCUUGGAAACCUUUCAACUCAAUAUGCAUGGGCUUUCGUUGGUUUAUCAGUCACCGAGGUCAUCACUGCAAGUAUUACGGUUGUUAUAGGAACGACGUUGAAUUAUUACCUUGAUGACAAAAUUAACAAAGCUGAGAUUCUUUUUCCUGGCGUUGGAUGCUUCUUGAUUGCUGUUUGUCUAGGCUCUGCUGUUCAUGCGUCCAAUGCAGCUGAUAACAAAGAAAAACUUGAUUAUUUUUCAAUUGACUCUAACAAUGGGGUUGGGACAAAAGAUGUUACUGACUCUACACGAACAAAUACAAAUACAGUCGAUAUGAAUGACUUGGAGAAUGGAGAGGAAGAGGCAAAGGCCGGAACUGCGCUGUUCCUUAUAGAAGUUGAGAACAAAAGGGCAAUGAAGGUGUUUGGGAAGAGCACUUACAUUGGUCUAGCUAUUACCUUCUUUGCUGGAGCUUGUCUUUCUCUGUUUUCCCCUGCAUUCAACCUGGCUACAAAUGAUCAGUGGCAUACUCUAAAAGAUGGAGUUCCUCACUUGAGUGUCUAUACGGCGUUUUUCUACUUCUCAGUUUCCAGUUCUUUACUGGCAACGAUUCUGAACUUCACGUUCUUGUAUCGUCCUGUUCUAAAUGCACCCAAAUCAUCAUUGAUGUGUUACGUGAACGAUUGGGAUGGCAGAGGUUGGGCUCUUUUGGCUGGACUUUUGAGUGGCUUUGGAAAUGGUCUUCAAUUUAUAGGAGGUCAAGCUGCUGGAUAUGCAGCUGCAGAUGCUGUUCAAGCACUGCCUCUUGUGAGCACAUUUUGGGGUGUAAUAUUGUUCGGAGAGUAUCGAAGAUCAUCAGGAAGAACGUAUACGCUUAUUGCAGGAAUGUUGAUCAUGUUCAUAGCAGCUGUUGCAAUCCUCAUGGCAUCUGCAGGGAAACGCAAAUCGAAUUAA
This is a messenger RNA of Solanum verrucosum, 1439 nucleotides long. Its product is annotated as ureide permease 1-like. Gene Ontology annotation, biological process: nitrogen compound transport. Gene Ontology annotation, cellular component: membrane. Gene Ontology annotation, molecular function: allantoin:proton symporter activity; uracil:monoatomic cation symporter activity. The transcript has 8 exons. NCBI's taxonomy places the organism in Eukaryota, Viridiplantae, Streptophyta, Magnoliopsida, Solanales, Solanaceae. Bases 213 to 1439 code for a protein of 408 amino acids. The record is from RefSeq and is a predicted model, not a curated record.